AUGCACACUAGAAUUCACUCUGGUAAGAAGCCAUAUUCCUGUCCUGAAUGUGGAGAAAGAUUUCAUGUCAAGAGCAGUCUUAACAGCCAUGUGAAUUCUCACAAUGCAAGAAAGCCGUAUUGCUGUUCUCACUGUAGAAUACAAUUUGUGCAAAGCAGCCAUUUGGAAAACCACAAGAGAGUUCACUCAAAAGAGAAACCCUAUUGCUGUUCUGAAUGUGGAAAACAAUUUGCUCAAAAGGGUACUCUCCAGACCCAUACAAUAAUUCAUACAGGAGAGAUGCCAUUUUGCUGCUAUGAAUGUGGCAAACGAUUCUUCGAAAAGAGCGGUCUUAACUUUCAUAUGAGAAAUCACACAGGAGAAAAGCCAUAUUGCUGUUCUGAAUGUGGAAAGUGA
Molecule: messenger RNA, 396 nt
Organism: Polypterus senegalus (gray bichir)
Lineage: Eukaryota; Metazoa; Chordata; Cladistia; Polypteriformes; Polypteridae
Product: zinc finger protein 239-like
Exons: 1
Coding region: 1-396 (131 amino acids)
Source: RefSeq, a predicted model, not a curated record